Messenger RNA from Daphnia magna, 681 nucleotides. RefSeq names its product GMP synthase [glutamine-hydrolyzing]-like. The transcript is spliced from 4 exons. The record is from RefSeq and is a predicted model, not a curated record. Gene Ontology annotation, molecular function: GMP synthase activity; ATP binding. Gene Ontology annotation, cellular component: cytosol. Bases 1 to 681 code for a protein of 226 amino acids. Lineage: Eukaryota; Metazoa; Arthropoda; Branchiopoda; Diplostraca; Daphniidae. Gene Ontology annotation, biological process: GMP biosynthetic process.
AUGGAAGAGCUAUUUGCCGUAUUUGGCUUGCUUUCGAGUGACGUAGCGGAUGACGAAAAAGAAUCCCACUCGUCUUUGUCUUGCAAGCGCCAAAAAUUUUUACCAUUGGGCUUUUGCGCCAAUCCUGGAAAAAGUGUGAUCGCCACUUUGGCCAAGGAGUAUUCGUUGCUUAAAGGGUUAGAGACUCGAGGCAAAUGGUUGCUGACUCAUGGUGACAGCGUCGAUAAGGUUGCAGAAGGGUUGCGUUGCGCCGCAAAAUCUUCAAGUCAUAUUAAUUCUGCCAUUGCUGCUACUGAACGCCGUUUUAACGGAGUUCAGUUCCAUCCUGAAGCUGAUUUAACGGAAAACGGCAUGUUGGAUUCCUUUCCAUUGAGACAAAAAAUGUUGCAUAACUUCUUGUUCGACAACUGUGGAUUGCAAGGAGGUUUCGCAUUGGAGAAACGCGAGCAGCAGUGUAUCGAUUACGUCCGGCGUACGGUCUUACGUAAUAAAAUCGUGCUCAUGCUGGUAAUCGGUGGAGUCGAUUCCGCCGUUUGUGCUGCCCUUCUCCGUAAAGCUCUUCUACAUGGUGACGACUCGUCGCUAGUGCACAACAUCCAUAUUGAUAACGGUUUCCUGCGUAAAGACGAAUCCGAGCAGGUCGUCACUACUUUACAGCAACUCGUGCUCAAUCACGGGUAA